Messenger RNA from Antechinus flavipes (yellow-footed antechinus), 2390 nucleotides. RefSeq names its product claudin 4 (gene CLDN4). Gene Ontology annotation, cellular component: plasma membrane; bicellular tight junction. The transcript has a single exon. The record is from RefSeq and is a predicted model, not a curated record. Bases 455 to 1084 code for a protein of 209 amino acids. Gene Ontology annotation, molecular function: structural molecule activity. Gene Ontology annotation, biological process: bicellular tight junction assembly; cell adhesion. Lineage: Eukaryota; Metazoa; Chordata; Mammalia; Dasyuromorphia; Dasyuridae.
CUCCAGGAUGUCAGGCCCAGUGAGUCACGGCCCGAGUCUCCUCCCGGGGGCCUUGACCGGGGGACCGAAAGUAAAGGAGGCAGGAAUCCCGAGGAACUGGUCAGAUGGAGGCCCGGGUCGAAAGCCCGCCUCCUCCUCCUCCCUCCCCUCGCCACACCCUCAAGCCUUAUAACUGCCAACAUCUGGCGGGAAGCUUCACCUGUCGCACCUGCCGGAGCUAGAGCCUUCCCUCCGUGAGCCUCAGCUCGGAGAGCCCGCGCCCCUCCGCCCCCGGCCUUCCCUCCGUGAGCCUCAGCUCGGAGAGCCCGCGCCCCUCCGCCCCCGGCCUUCCCUCCGUGAGCCUCAGCUCGGAGAGCCCGCGCCCCUCCGCCCCCGGCCUUCCCUCCGCAGAGCCGUCGGCCCCGAGCCCCUCCGCCGCGCUCCCCCGCUCGCCGCUCCCUCUCGGGCCGAGAGGAUGGGGUCCAUGGGGCUGCAGGUGAUGGGCAUCGCCCUGGCCGUGCUGGGCUGGCUGGCCUCCAUGCUGGCCUGCGCGCUGCCCAUGUGGCGCGUGACGGCCUUCAUCGGCAGCAACAUCGUGACGGCGCAGACCAUCUGGGAGGGGCUCUGGAUGAGCUGCGUGGUCCAGAGCACGGGCCAGAUGCAGUGCAAGAUGUACGACUCGCUGCUGGCCCUGCCCCAGGACCUGCAGGCCGCCAGGGCCCUGGUCAUCAUCUGCAUCAUCGUGGCGGCCCUCGGCGUGCUCCUGGCCCUGGUGGGGGGCAAGUGCACCAACUGCGUGGAGGACGAGACGUCCAAGGCCAAAACCAUGAUCGUGGCCGGCGUGGUCUUCAUCCUGGCCUGCCUCCUCCUCCUCAUCCCCACCUCGUGGACGGCCCACAACGUCAUCCGGGACUUCUACAACCCGCUGGUGGCCUCCGGGCAGAAGCGGGAGAUGGGCGCCUCCUUGUACAUCGGCUGGGCCGCCUCGGGCCUGCUCCUGCUGGGAGGGGCUCUGCUCUGCUGCAACUGCCCCCCUCGGAGCGAGAAGCCCUACUCGGCCAAGUACACCGCGGCCCGCUCUGCCCCCACCAGCAACUACGUGUAGGAAGCGCCGGGGGACACUGGACUGAAGGGGCCGGGGCGGUGCCGGAGACGUUGCCCUUCCUCACCCCCACCCCUUUCCUGGACUCUACCUGGACGGACUUUCUUUUCCAUUCUCCCUGACCCCUUGGGCCUAGCAACGGCAGAGAUGGGACGCUCUCCUGGGCAGCCGCCGGCCCAAACCCUGUGCGUCUCCCUAGGAGUUUGGGGAGGGUCAGGGGGAGUCGGUUUGGCGUGUGUGUGGGGAAUGCCACCUGUUCCGGGUGGGACGCUUCCCCAGCUCCUCCCUUCUCUCCCAAAGUCCCUCACCCGACUCCUUCUGGGGUUCCUGGAAACCUAGGGCUUCCUCUGCAGAGAAACUCGGUGGGAUUGGGCUGGCGGGUGGGAGGGAGCCCCCCCCCCUUUCCAGGGAACUGGAGCUGGUCCCGCAGUUUCCCAGAAAGAGAAAGAGGAAGAGCUGUCGGUAGAGUUGGCUGAGGAGCCAUUCUCCUGCCUGGGGGCUCCUGGAAGAGAAGAGAUGGAGCUGCUGAUCUGGCUGAGCUGGCUCAGUCUUUUGGCCAGGGGUUCUUUGUCCCUGCCCGCUGGUUCCCUCCUGGAGCUCGUGUGCUUGUGUGUGUGCACAGGUGGGCACUUGUCCUCCAACCUAUUCCCAAUCCUCCCUGAGCCCCUCUCUCCCUUUCUCCCUUUUGUGUUGCACUUUCCUCUAGGAGUAGUUGGGUCUCUGAGGAAGCGGGGAGCCCACCCACUCACUCAGACCAGCGGCUCUCCCAGCAUCUUGGAGAGACAGGGGAUGAUGGAGGGUGGCCCAGCCCCUUCCCCCAACUAGUGACAGGAGCCUCAAAGCGGGCCAACUGGUUUAGGGUGGGAGGAUUGACAGAGGGACAAACUGGUUUGGGAUGUGGGUGAGUGAGGCAGGCUCCGGUUGUCUCCUCCCUGCUCUCUCCUGUUUUCGUUUGCAAAAUUCUCAGGACAAACAAAUGGGGAGAGGGGCUUUCCAGAAUAUCUGGUCUCCCUCAACUUUUCUCUCCAUCUCAGGACAACUCAGCUUUAGAACCUGGGGGGGGGGGACAGCAGGGCCAGGCAGAAGAUGGAGAAGAUGGUCUCAAGAAGCCAAGACUUGGCCCUACCAAAGAAUUUGGGUGGGUUGGGGAGGAGUGAGUGCAGAUGAAGGGGCAUUUCUCUGUUUCCCCUUCCCCCCAUGGUUUGGGGCAGCUUUCCUGCCUAAGGAUGAUAUUUCUGUUUUGUAAUUAAAAAUAAAACCAUAAAUUGUAAUUAUUAUUUUCUACAAUAAAGUGGUCUUGUACAUGGAA